AUGCAUCUCAGCAAAAGCUCAUGUCUUUGUACGAUCAUCGUUGCAGCAGAAGCUCUCUCGUCCUCGGAAUGGCGGUCUCAAUCAAUAUACCAAGUCAUGACUGACAGGUUUGCUCGCACUGACGGAUCUACCACAGCCUCUUGUGAUCUGGGAGACUACUGUGGCGGCACAUGGAAAGGGCUAAUCAAUCAUCUGAGAUACAUUCAAGACAUGGGCUUCACAGCGGUCUGGAUUUCCCCGGUUGUAGAGAAUGUCAAUGGCUCUACAGCUGACGGCUCGAGCUAUCAUGGCUACUGGGCGCAAGACAUAUAUGCCGUCAACACCAACUAUGGCUCCGCUGCUGAUUUAGUGUCGCUUUCCGACGCCUUGCACAAAAGAGGAAUGUUCUUAAUGGUUGAUAUAGUCACAAACCACAUGGCCUAUGUGGGCUGUGGUGAUUGCGUGGACUACUCGAAGUUUACUCCGUUCGACAAGGAGUUUUAUUAUCACCCCUUCUGUCUGAUAGACUACAACAAUCAGACCAGCAUGGAGUCGUGCUGGGCUGGUGAUAACAUCGUCUCACUACCAGAUCUCAGGGUCGAAGAGUCCGACGUACAAGAGAUGUGGGCAAUAUGGAUCAAGCAGCUAGUCGCGAACUACACGAUUGAUGGUCUCCGCAUUGACAGUGCAUCCAGUGUCAGCAAAGGCUCAUUGAAAGAGUUCGAAUCAGCAGCAGGCGUCUACGCCAUCGCGGAAGUCUUCAACAACAAUCCAGACUACACCUGUGCCUACCAAGACUACAUAUCUGGCUUGAUGAAUUACCCAAUGUACUACAACAUCACCUCAGCCUUUAGCUCCACGAACGGCGACAUUAAAGAGCUAGAACGAGGAGUCAACACCAUGAAGUCUACUUGCAACGACGUAACGCUUCUCGGCUCCUUUAUUGAGAACCACGAUAAUCCUCGCUUUCCGUCAUUGACUUCUGACAUGGCGUUGGCGAAGAAUGCAAUUGCGUUUCAGAUGCUUGCUGAUGGCAUACCAAUCAUUUACCAAGGCCAAGAACAGCAUUUCUCUGGCUCUUCGACACCGAAGCAGAGGGAAGCGCUGUGGACAUCUGGGUACAACACUGCUGCUUCGUUAUACGGCCAUAUCGGUAAACUCAAUGCUAUUCGUAAACAAGCUAUGAAGAACGACGAUGGGUAUUUGACAUACAACGCAUACCCUGUUUGGGCUGACGACCACACCAUCGUCAUGAGAAAGGGAAAUAACGAUACCCAAGUCAUUGGUAUAUUUAACAAUCUUGGCUCUUCGGGAAAUGCGAGUUUUGAUUUACUGGCCACGAGUUCUGGAUUCGAUGCUGGGAUGAAUGUUACAGAUGCAUUGACUUGUAUAAAAUCCGCUACUGAUGAGUCUGGAGAUUUGAAAAUUGAGAUCAAGGGUGGCUUGCCGGUGGUUCUGUACUCGACUAAACGGCUUGAGGGAAGUGGGUUGUGUGAUGGUUGA
Messenger RNA from Aureobasidium subglaciale EXF-2481, 1482 nucleotides. RefSeq names its product glycoside hydrolase family 13 protein. Bases 1 to 1482 code for a protein of 493 amino acids. The record is from RefSeq and is a predicted model, not a curated record. The transcript is spliced from 5 exons. NCBI's taxonomy places the organism in Eukaryota, Fungi, Ascomycota, Dothideomycetes, Dothideales, Saccotheciaceae. Gene Ontology annotation, molecular function: alpha-amylase activity; calcium ion binding. Gene Ontology annotation, biological process: carbohydrate catabolic process.